Aureobasidium namibiae CBS 147.97 is the source of this 1917-nucleotide messenger RNA. Its product is annotated as ATP-dependent rRNA helicase SPB4. Bases 1 to 1917 code for a protein of 638 amino acids. The transcript has a single exon. NCBI's taxonomy places the organism in Eukaryota, Fungi, Ascomycota, Dothideomycetes, Dothideales, Saccotheciaceae. The record is from RefSeq and is a predicted model, not a curated record. Gene Ontology annotation, cellular component: nucleolus. Gene Ontology annotation, molecular function: RNA helicase activity; nucleic acid binding; ATP binding.
AUGGCGACAGAACAAAAGACGACGGACAAGUCGUCAGCAAGGGCAUGGGACGGACUCACACCCGCACUGUCGAGUUGGAUGCUGGACGCAAUCUCCAGCAUGGGCUUCCAGCGCAUGACCCCAGUCCAAGCAAGCACCAUUCCCUUGUUCAUGACCCACAAGGACGUCGUCGUCGAGGCCGUCACUGGAAGUGGCAAGACUCUUUCCUUUCUCAUCCCCGCUAUCGAGCGUCUCCUACGAGUUGACGAACCCAUCAAGAAGCACCAUGUCGGCGCCAUCAUCAUCUCUCCAACGAGAGAACUCGCUACUCAGAUCCACUCCGUUCUCGUCUCGCUAUUACAGUUCCAUCCUCCAUCAGCCGCUGCCCGACCGAAGGGCAUCGACGACGAUGACGAAGAAAUGCUCGAUGAGAACGCUCCUCCGAAACCCACCUUUCCUUCGUCAACCCCCAAGGUUGUGCCACAAUUGCUCCUCGGAGGCACGACAACGCCCGCUCAAGACCUGUCCGCUUUCAUUCGUACAUCGCCGAAUCUCCUUAUCGCUACUCCAGGUCGCUUGUUAGAGCUACUCUCUUCACCCCACGUACACUGCCCCCAGUCUUCCUUUGAACUCUUGAUCAUGGACGAGGCCGAUAGAUUGUUGGACCUUGGUUUCAGUGACACUCUGCAAAAGAUCCUGUCAAGACUGCCUAAGCAGAGAAGAACAGGUCUCUUCAGUGCCAGUGUGUCUGAAGCUUUGGACCAACUUGUUCGUGUAGGUUUGAGAAACCCUGUCAAGAUCGCAGUCAAAGUCAAGAGUGCUUCAGGAGCGCACGACAAGCGUACACCUGCCAGUUUGCAGAUGGCAUAUUUGGCCACAACUCCUCGUAUGAAGCUACCUGCUCUAAGCCGUCUGCUCACUCAACUCCCAUCGACACCUCAGAAGACUGUCGUCUAUGUCUCGACAUGCGCAACAGUCGAUCACUACCAACACAUCCUUUCCGAAGUCCUGCCAAAAGAAUUCAGAAUCGUCCCUCUACAUGGCAAACACCCGCCAAACGUACGCACCAAGAACUUUGGCAAAUUUGUCAAUUCGCUCGAGCCGUCCAUCCUUCUUACCACCGAUGUCGCUGCCCGAGGUCUGGAUAUUCCCGCCGUCGAUCUCGUAGUACAACUGGAUCCACCUAGCGACCCCAAAACAUUCCUGCACCGAUGCGGGCGUGCAGGUAGAGCGGGAAGAAGAGGUCUGGCUGUGACAUUCCUGAGCAAAGGCAAAGAGGAGGACUAUGUUGAAUUCUUGCGCAUCCGGAAGACACCUAUUUCACCGCUUACAGCACCUGCUAUCGAGCCGACAGAAGAGGAGGCCAACGAGAGUACACAAAAGAUCCGGGAGGUGCUCAAGUCGGAUCGAGCGCUUCACGACAAGGCACAGAGAGCAUUUGUGAGUUGGGUGCAAGCAUACAGCAAACACUCGGCAAGCAGUAUCUUCCGAGUGCAAGACCUAGAUUGGGAGGAGUUGGGACAGAGCUGGGGUCUCCUUCGACUCCCUCGAAUGCCCGAGCUGAAGAAGUUUCAGGGAGACAAAUUGCUCGGGCAGCAAAUUGAUUGGGACACAUUUGCAUACAACGACAAGAAGCGGGAAGAGCACAGGUUAGAAGAGUUGGCGACACUAAAGGCCAACGGAGGCCGGGCGGACAAGAGAGCGGGUGACGGCAAGACCAAAGAAGAGAGGAGGAAAGACCGGGCUUGGACAGCACAAAAGGAUGCGAAAGCGACAAAGGAUACACGUCGCGAGAUCAAGCUGGCACGCCGUGAACAUGAGAGGCAGAAGGGUCUCACGCCAGAAGAGAAGAAGAAGGAGGCAGAACUGCAAGCUAUGAUCGAGGAAGUGAGGGCGAGAGGAGAGCCAGAGAGCGAGUUUGAGGGAUUCGACGACUGA